AUGGAAGUCGACUCAGCACCUUCUGCACCUCACCGCACCCCGUCGCACUCGUCGGCGACCCGCCCCAAGGGCAUCCUCAAGCGCGGCGGCGCCUCGUCGUCGUCCUCCUCGACCCGAGUCGCUGGCUCGCCCCCGACCGGCCAGCCUGCACCAGACGGCACCUCUGCGCCCGCCGACUCGAGCCUGACGCCGGCCCAGCGCCAGCACCAGCAGAACCAGCUCGCGUGGGACGAGGCCAACCUCUCGCUCAACGACCUCCAGCGCGACUCGACCAUGAAGAUUGACGAGCCAAAGACGCCCUUUGUGCGCUACAACGCCGAGACCGACGAGGUCAUGAACCUUGACCAGAUCCCCGGCAUCUCGCUCGGCUCGACCUCGUACGGCAACGCGGCCGGUGGCGGCGGUCCGACCUCGCCUGUGCGUCGCGGCAGCGAGGCGAGCGAGAAGAUGGUGCGCGUCGAGCGCAGCAACAGCGACCUCGCCGCGAGCGCGCGCGCCCACGCCGGCGGCUCGUCGGCGAUGCAGGACGACGAGGACCCGUCUCUCGACAGCGACGAGGAGGACUAUGACGAGGAGACCAUCGAGCACCGCCGCGAGUUUGCCAAGAAGCGUGGCCGCCAUUACUCGAACGAGGCGGCGGCAAUGAAGCGUGCGCAGGCGCUCCUCGACGCCGAGGAGGACGACGACGAGCCGGAGCUCACCGAGGAGCAGCGCGUCGCGGCCAACACGCAGGCCAACGCCAACGGCGGGCUCGUCCCGUCCUCGGCGCCAUCGGGCAUGAGCGCCGUCCCGCCGGUGCCGCCCAUGCCGCAGGGCCUGCAGCGUGACGCGCUCUAGCCGGCCUCGCUCGCCCCUCCUCGAGGCGCGACGGACCGGGUCGUCGACUUCCUCCCUCUGCUGUACAUGCCUUGUAGUCCCCUUCCUCCUUCCCUUCUCCUCUCGGCGUUCUCCCCUGCUGCAGUACUGUAACACAUUCGAGGCCUCGUUUGUGUC
Molecule: messenger RNA, 993 nt
Organism: Rhodotorula graminis WP1
Lineage: Eukaryota; Fungi; Basidiomycota; Microbotryomycetes; Sporidiobolales; Sporidiobolaceae
Exons: 3
Coding region: 1-837 (278 amino acids)
Biological process (GO): regulation of signal transduction
Molecular function (GO): protein phosphatase inhibitor activity
Source: RefSeq, a predicted model, not a curated record